This is a messenger RNA of Dendronephthya gigantea, 4603 nucleotides long. RefSeq names its product NACHT, LRR and PYD domains-containing protein 14-like. NCBI's taxonomy places the organism in Eukaryota, Metazoa, Cnidaria, Anthozoa, Malacalcyonacea, Nephtheidae. Gene Ontology annotation, cellular component: cytoplasm. The coding region runs from base 487 to 3867 and encodes 1126 amino acids. The record is from RefSeq and is a predicted model, not a curated record. Gene Ontology annotation, molecular function: protein binding. The transcript has a single exon.
AGAGAGAGAGAGAGUAAAGGAACGGAAACUUUGCCUGCAUCACCUUCCACUAGCUGGAAACCACAAUAAAUUUCUGUCGAUGAGUUUCAUAACGGUUGAGUUUACAUUUGACGAUUUAGCCAAAAAAGUUCUGUCGUCUGUCCCGAAAAAUUUUGUUCUGUAUCUCGACUGAAUUUGGCGUUCUCUGAAACUUGUUUAUACGUAAACGUAUAAAGACCAUAUUCUGAUCGAAUUGUGCAUCAAAUAUUUUGUUUGUGAAUUACAACUCAUUUCUAGCACUGAUAUUUUCUUUAUGUUAUUGCAGAACAGGAAUUUAAAGAAUUACAUGUUUUUGCAUAUUGCGACAGACGGUAUUGUUCAGGGAAGAGGUUGGGUAUUGUUUUGCUCAGUGGUCUAUUUUAAAAUAACACUUUACGUCGUGAGAGACGCCACAGUCUCGGCUAAAAUAUACAUCGUGAAGUAAAUAUUCUUAUUUCUUUCAAAAUAAUGGAUGGUAUUAAAGAAUACAUCUCACCCAAGAGAUUUAGCAUCUUAUCCUACAUAUGUGUGGUCAUCCGUUUUCACUGUGGAGUGAUAUUCACAGCAAUUACCACGGCUCUGAGACUCAGCGAGAUGGAAAAGUUCAGUUGUGCUGUUGACACAAAACAUGCACCGCACAAAAGUUAUGUCGAGAAAACGUGUUUUUCAAUCUACGAUGACGAGUACAACUCUCCUGUGAAAUUCUUUGCUUUUGUUCUGUUCAAUUUUGGUUCUGUUGUUGUUGUGAGUGUCGUUUAUUCGCUUGCUGUUGGCAAUCGUAUCGAAGAUGCAGAAAGACUCUCAAGCGGAAGUGAUGAACCUAAAACAGUCGCGAAAGGGAACAAUGAACAAGGUAGAAAAACCUUUUAUGUUUUCAAUUUCUAUUUGUUCCACCUUGUGGCUCGUUCAAUGCUCUGUAUAUUAUUCACAAUUCUACAACAUACCGUAUUGUAUCCGAGUGGUUUUGAUUCACAAUUCACUUGUGUUUAUCCCGAAUUGAGAUCAGUUGAUCCUAACAUGACUCCAGCAAAUAAUGGAAGUGCCAACUUAUCCAGUGUAAAAUGUACGAACUCGGCCGCCAAAGAUAAACAGUUUUGGUUGACAAUUGUGUCUGUUUGUAAUCUCAUUUUUGCUGUAAUUGCAUUAGCAGAAGUUGUUUAUCUGCUAUUGCUGCGAUUUCCCAGUGUCACCCCUCAAUCUUCUGUUACUUGGUCAUGUGAUUGGCAAUUUAUUAAUAAACACUUUCUUCGAAAGCAAUAUGUACCUAACAGUCGUGACAUUUACAAGCAAAAGGUUUUAAAGCCUUGUCUGACACCUGAUAUAAAUUAUGGUUUGAAUAAUAUAAGCUUGGAUGAUGUGUUUAUUGAUGUUGUUAUCCAUACUGAGCGAGCACCACACAGGUUUUCAAAAGAAAUGUCUAGGCAUGAGAUCUAUGAUGUUUAUACAAAAAUUCCUGAAAAAUCAAUCCAUCUGAAGGAGAUUAAAGAUCUAUUUUAUGCAAACGAAGACACUGACUAUAAUUUUCCUUACACCAUCUUGGUACUUGGGCGUCCGGGGAUUGGAAAAACUGUUUUGACCAGGAAAAUUAUGUACAAUUGGGCAAAAGAACAUAAUGAUAAAAUUUAUCACAACAAGGUCCCUUUCUACUUUAAAUUCCGAGAGUUCAAUUUCAAUAAGAUGCAAGACAUAACAAUUAAAAAAUUUCUACAGUUUGGAACUGAACUGAACGAAGAUGAGUUUGAAAGUAUUUUUGAAGAAAUUUUAAGAAAUCCACAAAAUGCUAUUUUUGUUUUUGAUGGUUUGGAUGAAUUUGGUGUCAAUCUUGGUGAAAAUUAUCAGCGUGUCCUAGCUCAGUCAAGAAUGUAUUCGAAUACUGAUGUUUCUUGCCAAAUGUCAGCAAUGUCUCUUUUUGUCAAAAUCUUGUCUGGCGACAUGUUACCAGGAGCAACAGUCUUGGUGACCAGCAGGCCAACUGUGAAUGAUGUUUUGUGCAAAAUGAAAUUUGACAGAACAGUUGAGAUUAUUGGGUUCACAUCAGAUAAAAUUGAACAGUAUGUUAAAAAGUUUUGUGCUAAUCAUAACAGGUGCGAUCUAGAAGCAACGCUAUUGAGUCAUAUCAAAUCAUCAUCUGAACUGAUGAAUUUAUGCUACAUUCCAGUGAAUUGUUUUAUUGUGUGUGAUUGUCUGCUCAGAUAUCUCAUUAAUUCAAAGGGUGAUAUUGGGGCUCUACCAACUACUUUGACUGAACUGUACCAGUCUGCCGUAGUGUUGUACUUUAAUGAGCAUCAUGACCGGAAUAAAAGCAAAGAAGUUUUAAAGGAACUUCAACAGUUGGCUUUCAAUGGUAUGAAAAAUGAUGAACUGAUUUUCAAUGGAGAGCUAGUUGAUGCCAAAAUGAAAGGGUCAGGAUUAAUAAACUCUUUACCUCAUCCAAUUUUUCAAAUUCAAACACAGGUUUGCUUCAUUCAUUUAACCAUACAAGAAUUUCUCGCAGCAAAGUAUAUUGUGGAAACAAAAACACCCGAACAAGUAAAAGAAUUUAUAUCUUCUCAUAUCAAUCAUGGCAGAUGGCAUCUCGUGCUUCAGUUUCUUGCUGGAUUGUUGCGAGAGAAGAUGGAGACAUCUCGUGAAAACAGAAGCUGCGUGUUUAUGUUUAAAAAAUGUCUUGAAAAUGAAAUGAAUGUGUGUUUGCAACUUGGUCGUCAAACAUUAGGGAUGAAAUGUUUAAGAGAAACACAGAAUGAAAAUAUUGCCAAAGAAAUUGUUGCGAACUCGAUUUUAAAAGAUGCGACUGUGAUAUCAUGUUCACUGCCUGGCGCACAAUUGCUUUCUCCAAGCGAUGCAGCAGCAGUUGUGUUUCUUUGCAAGCAUAUGAAGGCUUUAAAUACUUUACAUGUGUUCAGUUUAUCUAGCUCUGAUUGUUCGCUAGAAUUAGUUAAAUUACUCCAAGGAAGAUGCAUGAAAUCACUGACCAUCAUUGGUUGUCAUUUUGGUGACUUGUGUCUGGAGCGUCUUGGUGCAUUAUUGAAAUCUGAAUGUCAGGUGAAUCACGAGUGUUCCAAGCUCACUAUAUUGAUUCUUGGAGGUAACGGUAUUACUGCUACUGGUGUGGCUCAUGUUUUAGAUAGUCAGGUUUAUGAUCAGUUGACCGACCUUGACCUUAGUUACAAUCCUAUUUGUGAUGAAGGUGUUCGUAUUCUAUCAAUCGCAAUGAAAAAAAGGCAGUUAAAACUUGAUACUCUGGUUCUUACCUCCUGUGCUUUGACCAGUGAGAGCAUGCCUAGGCUUGUGAAAUUUCUCGGUAAUGAACAUUGCAGACUAAGAUCCUUGAGCCUUGGUAGCAAUGCUAUAAGAGAUGAAGGUUUUCGUGCCUUGUGCAGUGUUCUUGGAAAGGAAACAUGUGACCUUACUGAGUUAAACGUUUCCGAUUGUUCUUUAACAAAGAAAUGUAUCUCCACGUUGUGCGGCGCUCUUGAUGAAGAACAUUGUGGACUAACAUCAUUGGACCUUCGAAGAAAUUGUUUAGGUGAUGAAGGUGUACGUGAAUUGUGCGUUGUUCUUCAGAAAGGAACAUGUCAUCUUACCCAGUUAACAAUUUCCAGUUGUUCGUUAACAGACGAAUGCAUGCCGAGCUUGUGCCAGGCUCUUGGAGAUGAACGAUGUAAGCUCACUGAGUUGGAUGUAAGCAACAAUGGAUUCACAGAGAAACAUUUACCAUUACUCGCAGACGCACUUAAACUUCGUAAAUGUUACGAUGGUCAUUUGAGAAUUGGGAGAAAUAGCAUUACUUUAGAGGGUUUAAGAUUACUUAGAAGUGUUUCAGAACCACGUUUCACCAUCAGUGGUUGAUGUUUAGCAGAAAGCGAUUUACUCUUGUUUAAAAGGGCCAGCACACGGAGCGACAAGUCGCAGGAACAUGUCGCCUGAAACGAGUCACACAAGCGUCGGGAGCGGCAAUGUUGGACGAAAACAAAUCGCCUGCAUGCAAUAUAGUCAUGGGAAUGAUGUUUUAUGGUUGGUCAAACUAAUUAUUUCGCUGCCACUUAAUCUUGUGAACAGAAACCUUGAAAUACGCGACACGGCGCAUAGUAAUCUCAGGUCAUAUCUCCCGGGGAAGAUAUUUGUCCUGCGACACGAUGACUUCUCGCUUCCUGUUAUUGAACUUUAAAUCGUUAAAGACUUUAUAAACAAGUAUUGAUUAUCAGUAAGGAAAGUGAAGAUUUCACAAACCAUGUUGUUCACUCGUACCAGGUCCCAGUUAAAACACGGUUUGAAGACUAAACGACUGACACAAUACAAUUCAUUAACCAUGUUUUUGUGCGUUUGUAAAGAAUUUGUUCACAUCUCGUGUGCAGUCACGUGUCCCUUCUAUUUGAAUCAAAACAACCAGUUAAGUUAUUAUAUCCAAUAAUUGGUGGGAGGAGAUGCAUAUUCAUAUAUUCAGUUCUUGCCGACGAAUUCUUUUGUACACAUAUUUGUUUUCAAAAGAAAUCUGUUGGGCAGAGCUGAAUAUAUAAAUAUGCGCCCUAGUUUCAGUCCUGGUACCGUUUGUAUAAAAUGCUUAACUAGAUUUUGUGUAGUUAUC